CAACCACAUUGCUAACCAGUCCACUCGUACACAUAAAAGGACUAGGAAACCUAGCUAGCUUGCUAUAAAACAAGGGGGAGGAAACAAAUAAGGAAAACAAAGGACUUUGUAAUCCAACGGGACAUAGCUACAUUUCCGUUAGCUGUUCAAGCACAUCGGUGGAGAGUGAAAAGAUCGAGUUUGCAGGACUGUGCACUCGCUGCUUGGUCGACCACGGUAACUCGCCACCAUGCCGUUCCCCUUUGGCAAGUCCCACAAGUCGCCGGCGGACAUCGUCAAGAACCUGAAGGACAACAUGACGGUGUUGGAGAAACAUGACAUCUCUGACAAGAAGGCUGAGAAGGCCACAGAGGAGGUGUCUAAGAGCCUGGUUGCGAUGAAGGAGAUUCUGUAUGGCACUAAUGAGAAGGAGCCCCAGACAGAGGCUGUGGCCCAGCUGGCUCAGGAGCUCUACAACAGCGGCCUGCUCAGCACCCUCGUAGCUGACCUGCAGCUCAUCGACUUUGAGGGUAAGAAGGAUGUGGCUCAGAUCUUCAACAACAUUCUGAGACGUCAGAUCGGGACACGGACGCCCACGGUGGAGUACCUCUGCACUCAGCAGAACAUCCUCUUCAUGCUGCUCAAAGGGUACGAGUCUCCAGAGAUCGCUCUGAACUGUGGCAUCAUGCUGAGGGAGUGUAUCAGGCACGAGCCACUGGCCAAGAUCACCCUGGGGGCCGAGCAGUUCUACGACUUCUUCAGAUAUGUGGAGAUGUCCACGUUCGACAUCGCUUCAGACGCAUUUGCAACUUUUAAAGACUUGCUAACGAGACACAAGAUUUUGAGUGCAGAGUUCCUGGAGCAGCAUUACGACAGGUUCUUCAGUGAAUAUGAGAAGUUACUCCACUCAGAGAACUACGUGACUAAAAGGCAGUCCCUCAAGUUGCUGGGAGAGCUUCUUCUCGAUCGACACAAUUUCACCAUCAUGACUAAAUACAUCAGCAAGCCAGAGAACCUCAAGCUAAUGAUGAACCUUCUUCGAGACAAAAGCCGCAACAUCCAGUUUGAGGCCUUCCACGUCUUCAAGGUGUUUGUGGCCAACCCCAACAAGACACAGCCCAUCUUGGACAUUCUUCUGAAGAACCAGACCAAACUCAUCGAGUUCCUCUCCAAGUUCCAGAACGACAGGACGGAGGACGAACAGUUCAACGAUGAAAAGACGUAUCUGGUCAAACAGAUCAAAGAUCUGAAGAGGCCAGCUCCACAGGAGGCCUGAGGGAAGGGCUUAAGGUGUCCAGACAACAUCUGGAUAACAGACUUGUCAGCAGCUGCUGCUGUUCUAGUUUUUCCACCAUUUGAGGAAAUGAAAC
Messenger RNA from Oncorhynchus mykiss (rainbow trout), 1349 nucleotides. RefSeq names its product calcium binding protein 39 (gene cab39). Gene Ontology annotation, molecular function: protein serine/threonine kinase activator activity. Lineage: Eukaryota; Metazoa; Chordata; Actinopteri; Salmoniformes; Salmonidae. Gene Ontology annotation, biological process: intracellular signal transduction. The record is from RefSeq and is a predicted model, not a curated record.